AAGAAAGAGAGCAGCUACAAGUUUGCAAGUGGAAAUUUUAAUAACGAAAUGCAGUGAAUUAAAAAGAAAUACAAGCAAAUGCAAUAAACUCAAGGCAACAAUUAAGUGUUAAAACAACAACAACCGAAAUUAUCGAAACAUUAUGAACACAAAAGCAAUGUUAAACAACUAAAUCAACAACAACAACGUGAAUCUAGUUUAACAUAUUGAAAAGUCAAAAACAAGUGAAAGACACACACAGAGUGAUAGAGUGAGUGAGAGCGAGAAAGAGCAAAAGCAAGAAAGAGUGCAAGAGAGAAAGAGAGAGAGAGCGAGAGAGAGGCGGGAAGUGGCCACAGAACGAGACAACGAGACAACCAAUGACAGCAGCCACUUUUAGACUUUCGCAGCAGACAUUGAUUUUUGCAUGACGAGAAGUUACCUCGAUAUACACAAGAUAUCAUCCACAUAUAUACAUACAUAUAAAAAAGAAAGACAUAGUGAUAAAAUCAAAUCUUGCUAACAAUAAUAAUACAAUUGAAUCUGAAAAAGGAAUCCCCUUACCCCCUCGCCAAAAACCAACACACACACACACACAAUCACCAAAAUGGAGUAUGAGAAAAUGCUUUACAUGGCAAACAGUGAGAUGCCGCACAGUCCACAUUUAAAACACACCGGCCCAGAGCAACAGUUUGUUAGCCAAAGCCAACCAGAUCCCUAUUCGGCCUAUGCUGAUAAUUUUGAUUUAUCACUGCUGCCACAGGAUUCGGGAAUACCAACAACUGUUUACCAGUAUAACGCUCCGCAAAUUAAGAUCGAAUGUGUUUGGGAUCAAGAACAGCAGCAGCAGCAGCAAUCACAAGGGCAACAACAAUUGACCACAAGAUAUAGCACCAGCUCCAGUCAUCAGUUGAUACCACCUCCACCUGCUUAUCCACACAGUGUCUAUCCCUCACCCCAGUCCAGUCCUCUGCAAUCGGAAUUCCUGAAAUUCAACACUAGCUACGACUGCACGAGCCUAAGUAGUCCAUGUCCUUCAUUGGAUGCCGCAAGCAUUAAACAGGAGCUUCACAUUUUGCCACCUUCGCCACCGGAAUCGAAUUGUGAGACACCAUCGCCACGUUCAGUCAAAGCUGAGCCACUCGAUGCGGAAAUUGAGGGCUUUGUUGACUUGAAUUCACUGCUCCAGCAACAACAACAGCAGCAGCAUCAGCUGCCAGAUACCACAGACAUCAAGCCCGAUCAUCAACUCUUGCGUGAGUGUCUCGAGGAUACAACAUUCCAGAAGAAACAUAAUCUCAAGCCAUUGGCUCUGGAAUCAUUUAUUGGCGGUUUGGCUGAGGUGCGUGGAGAUUUUGAGCCUGUCAUCUCAUUGGCACUGGAGCAUGCCAAGCGUGAGGCGGACGCCAUCUGCGCGGAGCUGCAAAUAUCACCAGAUCCAAAUGCUUGGACGUCCGCCCAGGUACAUGCAUGGCUACGAUCCACCUUGGCGCAAUUUAAAUUGCCGCCCGUCAACAACUUGGAGCUGCAAUUCUCUGAAGACGGCACCGCAUUGGCAUUACUCAGCGAAGAGGAAUUCAUGCGUCGCAUGCCCGAGAGUGGCAGCACAUUGCAUGCCCAAUUGGAGAUAUGGAAGAUGGCCUAUGCUGAUCAACCGACACAGCAGCAGCAGCCCCAGUUAGAGCCCAUUCAACAACAGUGGCCAACAGAUUAUCAGUUGCAGAAUCUGGAUGAAUACAAUGAGGAUAGUGAGGAUGAUGAGGAAAUGGAGGUCACAACCACACCAGAUGUUUCCACAAACACCACCACCACCACCAGCACCACAACCACCUCCAACAAUACGACUGCUUCAGGAGUUAAGCGUACAACUGGUGGACGGACUGGUGGCGGCUCUCACAUUCAUUUGUGGCAGUUUCUCAAGGAAUUGCUAAGUACACCGCAGGUGAAUGGAACAGCCAUUAGAUGGAUUGAUCGGAAUAAGGGGAUCUUCAAAAUCGAGGAUUCGGUGCGUGUGGCAAAGUUAUGGGGUCGUCGCAAGAAUCGACCUGCCAUGAACUAUGACAAAUUAUCCCGCUCCAUACGUCAGUACUAUAAGAAGGGUAUCAUGAAGAAAACAGAACGAUCACAGCGUUUGGUCUAUCAGUUCUGUCAUCCCUAUCAUCAAUAGAUGAUGAAGUUGGACGUUGGAUUUUGUCGUUUAGUUUAGUAGGUUUAUUUAUUUUUGCUAGUUGUAAGUUGUAAUACCUGCCCACCUGCAUCUGCACCCGUGACUAUGCUCGACUAUCCUUUAAGGUUUAGCGAGUUUUAGUUUCUGUAUAUAUACACACACACACACACACACACAACCAAACACUUCUAAUCCUCCUCCUCCUCCUCCCUCAAAUCCUCCUACGCCUCAUCCUCUAGGCACGAAGGUAAGUUCGUGCAUUAGCUUGGCUAAGUUCUUGGCUCUUCUAGACUCUAGGCUAAAACUUUUAACUCAUGGCGAAGGUAAGUUCGUCUGGGAAAAGUUUUAAGUUUACACAAUUAUUAUUUUCUGCAUAAUCAAUUCUAAUCUAAUCUUGUAUCGCGCAAUGGGGGCGUGGCCGAAAAUUGCAAACGCCCCCAGCAACAAUUGCAUAUGCUUGACUUACCUGCAAUAUCUUUAUUCAAUUGCUGAGGCAAAGCGAUAUGCAGCACUCUGUCUCGAGUUUAGGAACUUUUUGGGGUCCCCUAAUCCCCUUUUUUUCGACUCUCGGUUAAGUGACUGGCCAUUAGUAGUCUGUGGCGAAAUUGGUCAAAUCGGUCUCUAUCCAAGAAUUGAGAUGUCAAAAAGAUGGGAUAGCCAAAAAGAGCCAGAGACAGAGUGCUCAUUCAAUCGUUGACAGCAUGAAGGUGUUGCGGUAAUUUUAGGAACCAUAUAUCUAUGAUAUAUCAAAAGUAAGUUCUAUGAACAAACAACAUAACGAAUAAACAAUUUAAAACCAAUAGAUUUUAAGAACGACAAACAAUUUAAUCAAAAAAAAAAAACACAAAA
Messenger RNA from Drosophila willistoni, 2995 nucleotides. RefSeq names its product DNA-binding protein D-ETS-4 (gene Ets98B). Lineage: Eukaryota; Metazoa; Arthropoda; Insecta; Diptera; Drosophilidae. Gene Ontology annotation, molecular function: DNA-binding transcription factor activity, RNA polymerase II-specific; sequence-specific DNA binding. Bases 587 to 2146 code for a protein of 519 amino acids. The transcript has 5 exons. The record is from RefSeq and is a predicted model, not a curated record. Gene Ontology annotation, cellular component: nucleus. Gene Ontology annotation, biological process: regulation of transcription by RNA polymerase II; cell differentiation.